Penicillium cinerascens is the source of this 534-nucleotide messenger RNA. RefSeq lists its product as uncharacterized. The record is from RefSeq and is a predicted model, not a curated record. The transcript has a single exon. NCBI's taxonomy places the organism in Eukaryota, Fungi, Ascomycota, Eurotiomycetes, Eurotiales, Aspergillaceae. Bases 1 to 534 code for a protein of 177 amino acids.
AUGGACCCUAGCACAAUAAUCCUGGUCCUAGGCGGUACAGGGAUGCUUCUGCCUGCGGUGCGCGGGUUGCUGGAGUGUGGCCACACAGUUGCACUGGUUGCUCGCCGCCCGCAGCAUGCUGGUGUGCAUCCCCGCCUUCUUCCAAUCCAUGGUGACUGGAUUGAUGCGAACGGGCUUGCAAGAGGAGUGCGGGCUGCGCUGGGCACCGCUCGACCGUCUAAAGCAAUACUUUGGGUGCAUUCGCCGUACAAGGCUGCAGUGUAUGCUGCCCUCGAUAGCUUACUAUCCCCAGAUGCUGUUGUUGUGGAUCUUACUGGAAGUGCUGGCACAUCGCCUCCGAUAGCCCAGAUUCCUGAGCCUUUUUGCCAGCCGCGGCAGUACCGCCAGGUAGUGUUGGGUUUUAUGGGAAAACAUGGGAGGCCAACCCGCUGGCUGACAGAUCAAGAAAUCUCAGAUGGCUCCUUAAAAGCCCUAGACACUCCUGGCUCGCCACAGGUUGUGGGCCGACUUGAGCCUUGGGAUGAGAGACCAUAA